Messenger RNA from Plenodomus lingam JN3, 1629 nucleotides. RefSeq lists its product as uncharacterized. The record is from RefSeq and is a predicted model, not a curated record. NCBI's taxonomy places the organism in Eukaryota, Fungi, Ascomycota, Dothideomycetes, Pleosporales, Leptosphaeriaceae.
AUGAGCAACAGCGAGAAUGCUCGCUCGAUGACGCGGCCGUCUCUCAUUCGACCAGUAUCAAACCAUAAUUCUAGUGAAGUGUCCAAGUCGCGAUUGGUCCAGCCCAGAUAUAGCACGCGAUCAAGCAUCUCCGUCAAUGCCAACAAUCAAUGUACUGACAAAGAUGAACCCCCUUCGCCCACUAAGACCUCAAGUCGGUCAUCUGAAUCCACGAAGCCAGUAGCCGGAGUGGCUGCAGAGGGCACAAUGCCGACCCGGCUCCGUCCACGUUCAAUGUACCAAACAAGGAGCACCACAUCACAACGAGCAGAACAAAGUGCGAAGAGCAGUUCACAAUCGAUGCGACCACCACCACCACCACCACCACCAGUUAGCAAAAUCCCUGAAACACAAGCCGGCGGACUAGGCCGAGCCCAAUCCCUCCGCAGGCCAGCCGUUCCCUCUCAAUCCACUCGGCCUGCGGGAGCCGCCUCCCACUCUCGAACGCAGUCUGUGAAUGCUGCAGUAUUCACUCGCAGAGAAGCUGCAAAGACAGCGGCUACGCUGGAGCGACCCAAGUCUCUCGUUGGAGCAGCGAAUGCUGGUGUCAGAGCCAAUGGACCAUCGACUGAUACGGCGACUAGCGGUGGGAGCGUGCCUGGCCGACUUGGUGCACACCGACGUGCAGCAAGUACAAAAGCUAAACUCGAAACAUGGAGCAGCAGCUCAGAGUUGAAGCCAGCACCACGGCCUAAAGAGUCUGAUGCGACCCAAACAGGCCAUCGAGACGGUGCCCCCGAAGGACAGAAGAAAACCAGUAGACCAGCUUUCUCAACUUUGCAGCAACAUUUCACACCUCGCAAGACGGGAAAAGCACCCACCUCGACUUUCUUGCACCCAGCUCCCAGUUCAGGACCUCAAACUCUGCCGCCUGAGAUCAGCAACCUUCAGACCGAAUUGUUGCAACUUCACCUGCUCCACCAGUCCUGCAACGACGUAUGCAGACAGUGGGAGCUCAGCGCAAAAAGGAGCUUUCGCACACGCUUCGAGGAAGUGGCAAGUCUGCACCAAACCAUGCUGGAGCACGAACGAGCCGGUCAAGAGCAAAAGAAUCUCCAGUCCCUCAUCGACUGGAGCACAGGCCGAUCCCCAACCGGACUGGCCGAACACAUCCAGGCACUCUCAGCGCCCCUGCAUGAACUCCCCUCGCUCGUCGAACCCGGCGGCCGCCUCCAAAGACAGGUCGCCGCGUUCGAGCACUGGAUCUCCUGGGUGCAAGACGUACGCCGUGCGCGACAAGACCCCACCACCGCCGCAACAACAACCGGCUCACGCACCAUCGAGGGUCUCGGCGACUCAUGGAAAUCGGAAAACACAAGCCUCGUGCGCAAGUUGGCGUCUUUUGCGCGCGCGCUGGAUACCCUCGACGCGGCGCCGCCCACGCCCGGAUCCAGUCUUGCGUGCAUUGUGCAGUCGUGCAAGGCGCUGAUGGCGGCUGCCUUGGAGGAACUGCAGCUCAUGCAUGUGAUUGAAGCCGAGUUGGUGGCUAAGGAGCAGGGUUGGGUUGAGGAGCGGUUGGGGAUGAUUGCGAGGGGGGUUGGGGGGUGUGAGGUGGAGGGGUGUGAUGAGGGUGCUGCGUGGCGGAAGUAA